Messenger RNA from Trichomonas vaginalis G3, 1194 nucleotides. RefSeq lists its product as uncharacterized. Lineage: Eukaryota; Parabasalia; Trichomonadida; Trichomonadidae. The record is from RefSeq and is a predicted model, not a curated record. Bases 1 to 1194 code for a protein of 397 amino acids. The transcript has a single exon.
AUGUCAUAUAAUCAAAAGAUUCGAACUGGGUGGUUUUUGUAUCUUCCUGUUGAACCGAAUUCUCCUCAUAAAGCUUUCAUGUGGGUAGAGAUCAAAGAUCAUUGGUUAAUGAUAUCUAAAAGGCAUGAUGAUUCUCCUUUCAUAUCUUUAAAUCUAGGUCUUUCAACUAUAAAAUUAGAAAACUUAGGCGAAGCGAAUGUAUCAUCAAAUAGCAUCAUCGUUGAAACUACAGAUUUCCAAAAAGGCUCUUCUAUUUGUUUAACUUCGAAAAAUAGAUUUGAUCUUCUUGCAUUUUGCAAAGGCUACAUAGGAGCAUUAGAAGCUUGGAAAGACUAUAUGCAAUAUCGACAAGUUGAUGAACAAAUUUCAUUUGAUUGCAUAGAUAAUUCUACAACAGUAAUUGGAGAAGAAUUAUCUAUUUCGAUUGAUUCCAAAUGUCUUAAUAUCCAAAGAUCUACAAAUAAUGUCGUUCAAAUAAGCUUUGAAAACAUACAAAAUUGUAAACCAAUAAUUUAUGACGAAACAUACGGAUUUAAGCUCGAAAUUGAAUACAACAAUGGAGAAAAACUUCUUCUCAAGUGCGCUUCUUAUCAAGAUAUGAUUACAAUCGUUAAUAACAUUCAUUAUCGAUUAACAAUGAAUUCUGCAGCUAAUCAAUCACCUAAGAUGAUGCAAAAUAACCUUCAGGCUGCACAGAUGUACGCUAUGAACCCUGGUCUCAUGCAAAAUCAGAAUAUGAUGUUUAUGCCUCAAUUUGCAGCGAUGAUGGGUCAAGCACAGCCUCAAAUGGCCGUCUCUCCACAGUUUGCAGCAUCUCCGAUGUUCCAAUUCAAUGCUCCUGAGUUUUAUAAUAAUAUGAAUUCUCCUUCUUUCGCAAAUCAACAGUUUACCAUGGCCUACGGUUAUUCUCCUAUGAAUAACUCUCCAAUUAUGACCGAAUCAAGCUUUGGACAGCAUCAGAUGCAAACUUUUAUUCCUGCAUCGCCUCCUCCUCCGCCUACUGAUGUUCCAGUGCCGGAACCUCAAAAAGCUCCAGAAGUUCCUCCACCGGAACCAGAAAAAGUUGAAGAACCAAAAGAAAUUCCACAGCCAGAACCAGAAAUUCCAAAAAUAGAAGAAAAACCCGAAGAAACUGAGAAAAACGAAGAGGAAGAAGAAUUUAAGGAUCCCUUUGAUGAAGAAGAAUUCUUCUGA